UCCGGGUGGCGUGCUCCACUCCAUUUCCAUCAGUUUUUCCAUGUUUUUUACCUGUCGAUCGUGCGUGGCGUCCGAUUGAAAAUAUAUUUGUGUUAAGUAUAAACAGGGGGCACGGUCUGGCAGUCAAUCGAGGUGUAUUGGCAGCGAGUGUUUCUGGGGUUUCCGGAAUCCUGGUUUUCGGGUUCGUCGAGUGGACUGUGAGGUGGCCUAUUUCGUAUUGGACUUCUAAUAAAUAAAGGAACCUAUGACUGUAGUAUCCACAGAUGAAGACAGUGGCGUGGAGAUGGCCCAUUUCCGAUCUGACACUGGAUCCGAUGGCGGAAGUGCAUGCCAGGUCGGCACUGAGGCCAGCUUCGGGCGCCGCAGGGGCAAAUGUAAAUGGUUCAACGUGGCCAAGGGAUGGGGUUUCAUUACGCCAGAUGACGGGGGACAAGACGUUUUUGUUCAUCAGAGCGUCAUCCAGAUGACCGGGUUCAGAUCGUUGGGCGACGAGGAGGAAGUCGAGUUCGAGUGUCAGAUCUCGGACAAAGGUCUGGAAGCCACAAGGGUGACGGGACCUCAGAGCAUAGACUGUCGGGGAUCGCACAGGAGGCCGUCCGCAAAGAAAAGGUUCAGAAAAAUCAGAUGUUACAAUUGUGGCGAAUUCGCCAACCACAUAGCGGCCAAAUGCACGAUGGGCCCCCAGCCGAAGAGAUGCCACAACUGCAAGAGCGACCAGCACCUCAUCGCCGACUGCCCGACCAAAAUCGAACGUCCGGUGAACAACCGGAACGGCAAACAGAACGGCGACAAGCCGGAAGGGGAGACGGGGGCCGAAAGCUCGGCGUCCGCCGAGGCGACCACUGCCGCCAUCACCGAGUCUCUCGGCAAGACACAACUGGAAUAAGCCCCGGGGGGUGUUCUAGGGGUGGCCAGCUCGGCUACCGCCCGACAGGGUGCGUUGCGCUCUUUUUUAUUUUGUAAAUAUUUCUCUAUUUUCUUGAAUUAUGCCCAUUACGAUAUUUAAUUCAGGUGGCAAUAGUUUUCAGUGUCUUGAACACCGAAGGUGGUUGCCACGGAUUAAGGUAUAAAAUUUGUAAACGGUCUUUACAAAUUCUAUAACUGACUGAUGUGCAAUGAUAGAUCGACGAAUUUACAUAUCGUGCUGUGAAAUUGAGGCAUAUAAACCCCAUACUGGGUACGACGUAUGGGGUUUCUAUGCCCAAGUAUUGAAUUCAAGGGGGCAACUUUACGAGUGACUUAAUUAAUGUUAGUUGUCAAUUGAUACUUAAUUUUAUAUUCUAAUUAAAUGAGUUACCAAGUGUUCAAAUUAUUAGCGUAAACGUUUGUGACCGGCAGUGUUCAUUUUAUUUAUGAGAUUUUUAUCACUGAACCGAAAUUUUUAUUAGGUGUAAUGGUUAUUUCAGUGGUAACUAUAAUAAAACGAAUUAAUUAAGGGUAUCUCCUUUGACCUAUUUGAAGGGAUACUCUUAAAAGUUGAUUUUAAUUCUUGAAGGGUGUAUAUUUUUUGUAUUACCAUCGCCAGAACCAUCGUUAGAAACAAACCCAAUUCCAAAUUUGUACCUAUUUAUAUAUUUAUUGUAAAGAAAUUUUAUUUGAGUUGUCAUUUGUUUUGAAUUUUUGUUUAUAAUUUUAUUAUUUAAAUUAUGACAAUAUUAAUACUUUCGGCGUUUUAUUACAGUUUUAUUUUUUAAUUUUAUUUUAAAAAAAAGGGCAGGAGUUAUUUUACGUAGACCUGUAUUUUUUUGUUCAAAAUUGGCGACUUUAUUUCAUCUACAAAAAAUGACAUCUACGCGAAAUAAGAAUUACACCAGUUACUUUAGUCAUGUAGUUUUAUAAAUUGUAAAUUUUCACAAAAAGUUUCACAAAUUUCAGCAUUUUUUUUAUUGUGGUUGAUUAUCUUUUUUUGGAAAUUUGUAUUUUAAUUAGUUUAAGUGAAUACUCUGUUUUACCACAGAUUGACAGUACAACAACUACCUCAAUUUUGUACAGAUUUUUAUUAUUGUAAUUUUUUCCCAUGUAAUUUAGAUGUAUGUUAAAAAGGUUCCUAAUACUGUGCCACAUAAUGUAAGGGUUAAUUUUCGACUUUUGUACCUGACGUACAAUUCCUUAUGACACAUGUAGUGUUCAAAGUACAAGAUGUUUAUAGAUAAUUAUCAGAUUGUAUUUUAGUAUUUAUCAGAACUUAGCUUUUUUCAACAGACUGACUAUGUUUAAGCUCAGGGAUCUACAACACAGUUACAAAAAAACCAAAUAAUUGUAAUUAUCAUUAAAUACAUAAAUAUAGGGUAGUUUUUAGUAAAAUGUGUCUAUUAAUUUCAUUCAGUUCCUAAUUCCUAAUUAUAUUUUGGCUUAAAAUUA
Aethina tumida (small hive beetle) is the source of this 2361-nucleotide messenger RNA. RefSeq names its product protein lin-28 homolog (gene lin-28). Gene Ontology annotation, molecular function: zinc ion binding; nucleic acid binding. Lineage: Eukaryota; Metazoa; Arthropoda; Insecta; Coleoptera; Nitidulidae. The coding region runs from base 245 to 886 and encodes 213 amino acids. The transcript has 5 exons. The record is from RefSeq and is a predicted model, not a curated record.